GAGUGAGUGCAGCAUCUCAGCCCACAACCAUGUGUUUCUGACUCCCUGCCGCAGCCUGACGCCAGCUGAAGCGUGAUGCAUCCAGCGCAGCGCCGAACAAGCUCUGCCCUGCCCAGACGCCGGGCAGAUUCAGCCCCCCGGGGCGCGUUGAGCGCUGGUCUGCUGCAGGGCCUCAUCCAGACUGCCGGGCCGUGUUUCUCCUGCAUCCUGCUCCCCCGGGUGCACGCAGCUGACGUGGCUGCUGCCCGGCCUGCUGCCCAGCCUGCACAGAUGCCCUCCUCCUCGCCCACCAGUCCCGCUGCUGCCCCCCCUCCCACAUCCCUGCCAAGGAACAUUGGCAGGCCAGAGUUUCCAGACACAGGAUGGGAGCGCAUCAAGGACCUCUUUGACAGAGAUGAGAAACAGAAAACCCCGGAGGAGCUCACCAUCGUGGUGAAAUGCGGCUCCAUCGCUGCACUGGCAGGCUUCCUGUACGGGGGCCUUCCGGCUGCACGCUUCUCCAGACAGAGGUACAUCCAGGUCAGCCAGGCCGAGGUGUACACAACCCGCGUGGAAGCAGUGCGCUCGGCUCACAACGCAGCUAUCCGGGGUUUCGUGCGGUAUGGAUGGAGGUGGAGCUGGAGAGUGUCUCUGAUAGUCACCUUGUUAAGUUCCAUCAGCACGGGGUUGUCUGUGUACAGAGACAAGGACGCCCUGAGCAACUAUGUUGCAGCCGGAGCCGUCAGCAUGGGCCUGUUCAGACUGAACCUGGGCCUGAGAGGGCUGGUGGCCGGGUCCGUCAUCGGGGCCGUCCUGGGGAUUCCUGUUGGAGCUUUGGCCCUCGGCCUGCAGUCGCUGACGGGAGAAACCAUGCGAGAGAGGAGGAGGAGGGAGCGCAGAGAGCUUCAUGAGCUAAAGCUUGCCGAAUGGACGGCGCGGUUGCAGAUGACGGACGAGCUGAUUGCCAAUCUGAACGUGAGCUCUCAGGAGGAGGAGACCAACAAGGACCUGAAGAGGAUCCAGGAACUUCUCGGUUCCCCAGAGAACGAGGACGUGGACAGAGAGUCGCGCCGCACGUGAGCGUGUCUGCCUGAGCCGGGAGUCCGUGGUCGGACUGGAUUCAGCUGUCAGGAUAAAAAGGUUGUCGCUUUGUCUGGACUCCACACGCUUCAGAACCGAAUGAACAAACAUUUCCAUCCACAUGGCUGCUUGUCACAACUCAUCACCAAGUACGGCAUCAUGGAAGUCAAAAAACUCAUAUUUCAAUGAAAAAACUACAAAGGUGAUUCAAAACAGUGUGUCUGUUUGUUUUUUUUAAUGCCUAGAGUUUUAAUGUGAUCCGUUUACAACAAUUAGCUGUGUUCGGUUGAAGUGUGUCGGCCUUUAUUUAUUCAUUUAUUUAUUUUUUAAACUUUGUUUAUUAAGAUUUUCAAUUUUUCAUAAAGACCGGUACAAGAAACGAUGACAAAAAACAAGAUUAUGGUCAUCCUCUUGAUCAGGGGUCUGCAACCCAAAAUGUUGAAAGAGCCAUAUUGGACCAAAAACACAAAAAACAAAUAUGUCUGGAGCCGCAAAAAAUGAAAAGUCUUGUAUAA
This is a messenger RNA of Cololabis saira (Pacific saury), 1574 nucleotides long. It is a transcript of the gene timmdc1, whose product is annotated as translocase of inner mitochondrial membrane domain containing 1. The transcript is spliced from 7 exons. The record is from RefSeq and is a predicted model, not a curated record. Gene Ontology annotation, cellular component: mitochondrion. Lineage: Eukaryota; Metazoa; Chordata; Actinopteri; Beloniformes; Belonidae. The coding region runs from base 76 to 1059 and encodes 327 amino acids.